ACCCACUCCAGAAGGACGCCCGCUGUCGGUGAGAUCCCGCCACUGUCGUGUUGGGUUAUUUACCUCACAGACUCGAACACAGAAACCAAAGGCCCGUCGCAGUUUUUAAGGGGACGAGAAGGAGGAGGAUAGCCCUUUUCGGCGAGGGAGAGUCUGGUUUGGAGGGCUGACCGACGGCCGGGUGGCUGGUACUCCCCCACGAAGGAUAUUACCGAGAUAUCUGGGAAAAGUGAAAGUGCCCAUACAUCGCCUCAGUCAUUCUGAGGUGACACAUUUCACUCAGACGGGAGCACUGGAUGUGAAAGCAGGUGGGCAGAAUGUUCCAGCUCCCUGUCAAUAACCUGGGCAGUCUGCGGAAAGCAAGGAAAAAUGUUAAGAGGGUCCUGGGUGACAUUGGCUUGGAGUUCUGCAGAGAUCACCUAGAGGACUACAAAGAAUAUACUCCUCCAGAGGUGUAUGUAAAGCACACUAACUGGGAAGAUGUGUGCAUGUGGGAACCAUCACAUACCAAAGUCCAGGACUACAGAUCAAAGCCCUUCUGCUGCUCUGGCUGCCUCUUCUCAUCCAAGUACUUCUCUGCAUACAAGAGCCAUUUCCGCAAUGUCCACAGCGAGGACUUUGAGAACAACAUUCUGCUCAACUGCCCCUACUGCACUUACAAUGGUAACAAAAAGACUCUGGAAACGCACAUCAAACUUUUCCACAUGCCCAACAGCACGGUGCGGCAGGGCCCCGGUGGGAUGGUGGCGGGAGCUGCCGGGAUCGUGAUGAAGGACGGGGUGCUGAAAAGGGCCGGCGACAGCGUGGAGCAGGCGGUGUACUACUGCAAGAAGUGCACCUACAGGGACCCUUUGUACAAUGUAGUGCGCAAGCACAUCUACCGGGAACACUUCCAGCAAGUGGCCCAGCCCUAUAUUGUGAAACCAGGGGAGAGGACGAGUGCUCAGAAUGGUGGCACGGGGAAUACAGAGAGUAAUAACACAAACAAUGUUACCAGUAACCAGAUUCACUGCAAGAAGUGUCUGUUUGUUCCGAGGACCUACGAGGCACUUGUCCAACAUGUCAUUGAGGACCACGAGAGGAUUGGCUACCAGGUGACGGCCAUGAUUGGGCACACCAGUGUCAUAGUCCCCCGUCCCAAACCCAUCGUCAUGGUCCCCCCCAAAACCCAGGGAGACAAGACCAUCAUUGGGAUGGGCCCGAAAGGUGCGGUAAUGGCGACUACCAGGUCUCCUGCCUCACAGCAGCUGGGUCGAGUUAUCAUCUCAUCAAAGACGGGCUUCAGCGCUCAAAAUCUUCUAUCCGGGAUGAAGCACGACGGAGUGAGGUUAAAGGCGGGGACUCAGUCGUUCUCCAUUGGCAGCCAGCAGGUGAGGGUUUCUCUACCCGGGAACGCCCAGGUUUCUGUUCCCCAGCAGUCGCAUGCAGCAAAGCAGCUUAUUUCCGGCGGCAGCCUGCGCGGCCCAGUUGUGGUCAGCGCCUCGUCUUCGCUCAAAUCCAACCCCCUGGGUUCCCGUGUCCAGGCAGCAGCGACCACCGUAGCCUCCGUCACUGCCAAGAAAGGCGGCUCCUCGGUCCUCGGCACAUCCUACACCCAGAAGUGGAAAAUCUGCACCAUCUGCAACGAGCUCUUCCCAGAGAACGUGUACAGCGCUCAUUUUGAGAAGGAGCACAAAGCCGAGAAAGUGCCUGCCGUAGCCAACUACAUCAUGAAGAUCCACAACUUCACCAGCAAGUGUCUCUACUGCAACCGCUAUCUCCCCAGUGACACCCUGUUAAACCACAUGCUGAUCCACGGCCUGUCUUGCCCACACUGCCGCGCAACCUUCAAUGACGUCGAGAAGAUGGUGGCCCACAUGCGGCUGUCGCACCCCGACGAGAGCGUUGGCCCGCGCACGGAUUCCCCCCUGACCUUUGACCUCACUCUGCAGCAGGGCAAUCCCAAGAACGUUCAGUUGAUUGUCACUACUUACAACAUGAAAGACGCCCCUGAGGAGUCGGUGGCGUUUCACGCACAAAACAACAACACCUCUGUGUCGCCAGCCCUGUCUGCCUCCCUAAUGUCGGGCAAGAAGUUGAUGCCUCAGCACCCGCCCAAAACGCCUUCAGUGGCGGCUGACAGCGCACCAACCAAGAGUGCUCCGCAGGCAUCCGUGCCCUACAAGAGGGACGUGGGCAAGACGCUGUGUCCUCUGUGCUUUUCUAUCCUCAAGGGCCCAAUCUCAGACUCACUGGCCCACCACCUGAGAGAGAGACACCAGGUGAUUCAGACAGUGCACCCUGUAGAAAAGAAGCUGACCUACAAGUGUAUUCACUGCUUGGGGGUUUAUACCAGUAACAUGACCGCCUCCACCAUCACGCUACACUUGGUGCACUGUCGAGGUGUCGGGAAGUCUCAGAAUGGGCCGGAAAGCCGGGCAACCCAUUCCUCUCGGGUCGGUCAGGCCCAGAGCAGCACUCUGAAACGGGCCAGCUUUGACAGCUCGGACACUAGCGCGCCAAAGCGCCGGAGGCCCCCCGGGGAAAGGGCCUACCCGCGGGACGUCAACGGCCCAUCUUCGUUUGUGGAAAAUCCGGACGAACCUGUAGUUCUGGCUCUCGACCCCAAAGGACACGAAAACAACUCGUACGAAUCCAGGAAGGCGUUUCUGACCCAGUACUUUAACCAGGCGCCGUAUCCCACGCAGCGGGAGGUGGAGAAGCUGGCCGCCAGCCUGUGGCUGUGGAAGUCGGACAUCUCCAGCCACUUUGUCAACAAAAGGAGGAAAUGCGUACAGGAGUGCGAAACCCAGAGCGCCAGCGUGCUGCUGGGGUUCAGCAUGCACGAGCUCAGCAAAGUGAGCCACGAGCUGGCGUUCGUCGCGGACGGCGCGUAUGAGGGCGGCCAUAACAAGAGGCGAACGUCUAGGACGCACCUAGGGGUGUCGGAGCAGGCUCUCCGGAAACACCGGGAGCUCGUGGCUGCUAACGGUGGCGUGGCCCCGCCACGGAAGGGAAGGCCAACCAGGACGGCGGAGGGUACUAAAACAACGCCAUCCGGCCCCAAACCCAACAGUGCCAGCAGAGACCAAACCAAGACAAUCAACAGCACCUUACCACAGAAAAUACCUCUGGACCUCUCAGAGCCCAUUGCCAUCGACUCGGACAGUGAUGAGGAAGAGCAGCAGAAGGACGAGGAGGGAGAGGUACAUCUCCAUGGUGACAAACCACUCAUUGGAGCUCAGGAGCGAGCGGAGCCGAGGACAGGAGCUAAGACCGUUUCAGAUCUUGAUGAUGUGUCAGACGAUGAUGAAGAAGAUGAGGACGAUGAGGACGAAGAGGCGCAUGUAGAGAAUGGUUUCGGGCCCACAGAGGGCUCAGGAAGACCGGCUGCUAAAGGUAGAGACCCUCUGCCCAUCAUUAUUCCCAAGUUUGUACCAUCAUCGGCGAGAAGCAGGAGAGACAGGGCCCAGCUGGGCAAACAGCAGGUCUGACUGAUGAAAUCAAAAAAGACUGGUGCAGUCGGAGAGACGCUUAAGAUUUGAUCGACGCCAACAAAUCUGCCUCGCGUGAACUGAAGGACAUCGCCCAGUUCCACUGGGUAUCCGUGAAGGAGGGGAGCGCUGAGGAGAGCAACAAGCCAUCCAAUGAGUUUUCAAGGCAGGACUCAACGAGCAGCUAGGAUUGACGUAAACAUUUGUGAACAAAGUUUUAAUGUUUCUUUCCUGAGUGGGAAGGUGGAGGUGCAAAGACAACCGAAGUCACACCAAACAAAUAGAAAGUGUUUUUGCCUUCUAUAUACUUUAUUACAUUGAGAUAAGAAGUUGUUAGCAUUGAUUUUUAGCCACUGAACUUGUAAGCGUGGCUUUAAAAUAUUGAGUUGUUGUGAGGUAAAGCUUUAAAGCUGA
Molecule: messenger RNA, 3887 nt
Organism: Perca flavescens (yellow perch)
Lineage: Eukaryota; Metazoa; Chordata; Actinopteri; Perciformes; Percidae
Gene: adnpb
Product: activity-dependent neuroprotector homeobox b
Exons: 5
Coding region: 318-3473 (1051 amino acids)
Biological process (GO): regulation of gene expression
Cellular component (GO): nucleus
Molecular function (GO): DNA binding
Source: RefSeq, a predicted model, not a curated record